UGACGUUGUUUUCAGACACGGUUUCACACCACACUCGAGUGUGAACUUUUCGUUGUCAGGUUAGAAGCGCCGAAUGUAACUUGACUGUGCAAGAGAAGUCAAUCUUUUUACGAUGGCACUGUUAAGAAAAGGACAUAAACUGAUGUUGCACACAGCAAGACAGUCAAGUAUCAGAUGUUUUAGAUCAUCGUCAGUUGUGCUGAGUGGUGGAACUCAGAGUGAAUUCACAGGUUUGGAAAACUGUUUUAUUUGGGAUGACAAGCAUGGCUUUGGUUUCAACAAGGAUGGAGAAGUUGUUAUUGUCAGGCCAAAUGCCAGUACCUCUCCUACUGUAACUGAAAGCCCAGUGUUCAGUUCUAAGGAUCUCAACAUUCCCUCACCAGACUUAAUGGAGCAAGAUCCAGGAACUGGGGAUGGUCAAAUGAAUACAGGCUGAACCAGGAUAUAUCAAAUUAUCCAGCUUUAGAACAACAAAAGCACUGUAAAAACUGUUUGACAAUGAUAUUGGCUGAUUAUUUUUUUGUUCCAUAACCAUGCAAUUAUAUGAAUCUAUAGUUACCAGUAAUAGUAUGUACACAUGUGUUUACCUAACAACCUUUAAAACUUUUGAAGGCUUGCACAUUCUACGCGUGUUUAUUUAGAAGGCCCUUCAAGGCAGUGCAUUACAAUCAUCUAUUACUCACUCCAGUUUUUAUCAGCAGACUUUGUGAAUGAAUUUUUGUCCAAGAUUCUGUUAUAAGGUUUGUCACGUAACUCUAUGGAGAACCUGGCUGAUCUGAUGAUGACACAGACAUAAUAACUUGUGAUUGCACUGACAAGUCAAUCUGCUAAAAAUCUUGUUAUAUUGUGAUCUGUGGCAUCCAGAGCUUGUUUUAAAAAAUCUAUGGUGUACAGUAGAGUUGCCAGCUAAAAUAAAUAACAUUGUGGUAAAAGCCUUUUUUCAAACUAAAGCAAAUGUUUCAAAAGCGUGGUAAAAUGGCCAAUUUGAUGAGUGAAGGGGCACAACAUUAUCACUAACUUUUGUAGCAUAAAAUUUUCAGGCCUUAAUCACUGUUACUGUUAUGAUGUUCAUAAGUACCCAUCAACACGUGAGAUGUUUAUUCCUCCUUUACUUGAUAUCAAUAAGUGGCACACGGUCUGGUAAAUAAUUCCAAAAUAUGCAGUGCAAAUUAAUUAGGCAUUUGGACUUUGGCGUACUGACAGCAGUGAGUUUAUCAGGUCCAUUUGCAAUGAUUAAGUAGCAAUUUUUGUACAAUUGCAAGUAGGGUGCACACCUGCUAGUUUACUAGCAUUUACAAAAUGCUUACUAGACGUAUUGGUAGAUGAGUUUCAUUUUAUUUAUAUAUUUAUUGUUUUGCUGGGAGGGGUUGGGGCAGCCGUUAAGGUCUUGAUAGUUUUAAGGGAUUUCAUUAUUAGCACAUGAAAGAAAAGGUUUUGAAUGCGCUGGUCUUGUGACAUUGUUCACUUUAAAUCUUGGUAAAUGUGUGACAACUGUAGUUUAUUACAAUUUAAGUUCAGAGUUUUGCAUAGGUCUGAUCUGUAGUAUAGUUACAAAAGAUCAGAGUCUUCGAAAUUUCAAGUCUUGAAAAGAUUCACCAAAUGAUGCUAAAUAUUUCUAUUAAUUGUAACCCAACUUUUUAUACAGCAACAAAAAUAUGCCAUAAAUCUUAAAACAAUGAAUCAAAUUCACCUCAUACAAUUUUUGAAUCAAUAAAAUUGAUAGAUUGUGCA
Molecule: messenger RNA, 1731 nt
Organism: Orbicella faveolata
Lineage: Eukaryota; Metazoa; Cnidaria; Anthozoa; Scleractinia; Merulinidae
Source: RefSeq, a predicted model, not a curated record